UCCCCACUGUGAAGUACGGUGGUGGAUCUGUGAUACUGUGGGGCUGUUUUUUUCCAAAGGCCCUGGACAAUUUUUUCGGACACAUGGUAUCUCAGACUCCAUCAAGUACCAGCAGAAAUAAAGUCAUAACCUGGCUGUCCAUAGUUUGGAUCUUCCAGCAGGACAAUGAUCCAAAGCACGCCUCAAAAUGAACAUAAAAAUGGUUCACUGACCGCAGUACAGUUUUGCUAUGGCCACCCCAGUCCCCUGACCUAUACCCCUUAAAAACCUGUGGGAUGAGCUGAAGAGGAGAGUCCAAAGUGUUAACCACAUAAUCUGAAGGAUCCGGAGAGAUUCUGUAUGGAAGAAAGAGAACUUUAAAGUAAUUGGUCCAGCUGCUCCUCUUGUUGUUGAAGCUGGUGAAGAUCUGGUUCUGCCCUGUUCUCUCCAACCCAACAUCAGCGCUGAGAAUAUGAUGGUGGAGUGGAUCAGACCUGACACUGACAGUCUAGUACACCUCUAUGAAGAUCAUGGAGACAGAAAUGAUGAUCAAAUUGAUUCCUAUCGAGGACGAACAGCUCUGUUUAAAGAGGAGCUGCAGAAAGGAAACACUUCACUGAAACUCUCAGCAGUCCAGCCUUCUGAUGAUGGAGCUUAUAAAUGUUCAGUUCAGGACAAAUCCUACAGCGACGCCAUUACUGUUCAUGUUGAAGUCAAUGUACACUUAAAAGUAAUUGGUCCAGCUGAGCCUCUUGUUGUUGAAGCUGGUGAAGAUCUGGUUCUGCCCUGUUCUCUCCAACCCAGCGUCAGUGCUGUGGACAUGACAGUGGAGUGGUCCAGACUGCAUCUGGGUGACAGAAUUGUGCAUCUGUAUGAACAUAAUAAAGAUAGAAGUUUUGAUCAGAUGGAAUCUUAUAGAGGGAGAACAACUCUAUUUAAAGAAGAACUGAAGAAAGGAAACGCCUCACUGAAACUCUCAGCACUGCGACUUUCUGAUGAUGGAGCUUAUAAAUGUCUCAUUGAAACUCGAACCUGGGAUGAUGAUAUAAUUGUUUAUGUUGAAGUUAAAGGAAAACAUUUUCAUGCUUGGAAGAUUGCCAUCAUCUGCAUUUCAGUGUUUGCUGUUAUUUUAAUUGCCUUUACAGCUUACAUCAUGAAAGAUAAAUCCUCAAAAAAGAAGCUUUCUCCUAUACAGUGCUCAGUCAUAACCUACAUGCAUCUCCAGUCAGAGAAUGUGAGGAAAGUGUUUGACCUGAAGAAAUACAACACAUCAGAGGAGGGAUGCAGAAGACUCAUCCCAGCUAUCACAAACUGCAGAAAGGCCCGAUUUGUUGGCUGUAAUCUCACUUCACAGUCCCUCGAAAUUUUAAGUGCAGCUCUACAAAUAGAAAACUCUUCCCUGAGAGAACUAGACCUCAGUAGCAGUGACUUGCAGGAUUCAGGAGUGGAGAAGCUCUCUGCUGGACUGAAGAGUUCACACUGUAAACUGGAGAUACUCAGACUUGCUGUGUGUAAACUCCAUUACCAAUCCUGUGUCGCUCUGCAGUCAGUUUUACAAACAGAAACCUCCUCCCUGAAAGAACUGGACCUCAGUAAUAAUGACCUGCAGGAUGCAGGAGUGGAGAAGCUCUCUGCUGGACUGAAGAGUUCACACUGUAAGCUGGAGAUACUCAGAUUAGCUUUGUGUAAUCUUGGGAGGAAUACAUCUGGAUAUCUGGGAUCAGCUUUACAAUCAGAAACCUGGCCCUUGAAAGAACUAGACCUCAGUAAAAAUAACCCACAGGAUUCAGGAAUGGAGAUACUUUCUACUGGUUUGAAAAGUUCACAAUGUAAACUGGAGACACUCAGAUUAGCCAUCUGUAAUUUCACUGUACAGUCUUGCAAAUUUCUCAUAUCAGCCCUGCAAACAAAAAUCUCCUGCCUGAAAGAGCUGGACCUGUGUAGCAAUGAGCUGCAGGAUUCAGUAGUGGAGCUGCUCUCUGCUGGACUGAAGACGGGAGACUGUAAACUGGAGAUACUGAGACUAGCUUUGUGUAACCUUGCAGUAGAGACCUGUGAAAACCUUGGAUCACUUUUACAACUGGAAAACGGCUCCCUGAAAGAGCUGGACCUGAGCAACAAUGACCUACAUGAUUCAGGAAUGGAGCUGCUCUCUGCUGGACUGAAGAGUUCAUACUGUAAACUGGAAACACUCAGAUUAUCUGGUUGUAUGAUCACAGAGAAAGGCUGUUCUUUUCUAGCUUCAGCUCUGAGUUCAAACCCCUCACAUCUGAACGAACUGGAUCUGACCUACAAUCACCCAGGAAAGUCAGGAGAGACGGUGCUCUCUGCCAAACUGGAGGAUCCACAGUGCGCACUGAGCACUCUCAGAGUGGAACAUGGAGGUGAGAUUAGAAUCAAACCAGGACUGAAGAAAUGCUGAGAAACAAACACAAAU
Messenger RNA from Colossoma macropomum (tambaqui), 2416 nucleotides. RefSeq names its product ribonuclease inhibitor-like. The transcript has 13 exons. Gene Ontology annotation, molecular function: protein binding. The record is from RefSeq and is a predicted model, not a curated record. The coding region runs from base 452 to 2401 and encodes 649 amino acids. NCBI's taxonomy places the organism in Eukaryota, Metazoa, Chordata, Actinopteri, Characiformes, Serrasalmidae.